Messenger RNA from Cylicocyclus nassatus, 834 nucleotides. NCBI's taxonomy places the organism in Eukaryota, Metazoa, Nematoda, Chromadorea, Rhabditida, Strongylidae. The record is from the annotation of a GenBank genome assembly.
AUGGCAAAAUCCACCAAGCAAUACCAAAAGGCUUCUAUUACGAUUUUGUGGGCUAAGAUCGUCUUAAGAAGAUAUUUUUGGAGGGUUUCUGCUUGUAAACCGAGAGCUCUCAUCAACGCACAACGACUACAAGAAAUGGCAAAUGCCGGAUCUGUGGGUUUCAAUCCAAACGAUUCACGUUAUAAGGCUUGCUGUUGCCAUACGAAAACAUUCACCAUCGUUGUGGGAAUUCUUGAGAUUUUCGCUAUUUGCUUUGUACUAGUUGCCGUUCUACCCGAUGUGAAUUCUAGACUGUGCGAUUUUUCUAUCACAUCACCCAAUCUGAGCAACCAAAGUAAUAGCAAUUAUGCUUCAGCGAUAGCGCAGCUACGCCAAAUAAUGUGUGAUUUGAGUAUCGUCUGGCUAAUUUGGGCAAUUGCACAGAUUGUUGGAAUAAACCUUGUAUUCUAUGGAAUAAAAAAUAUACAGUGGAAGUUCUUUGUGCCUCAUAUAAUCUUGAGAGUGCUUGGGACCGUCGUACUUGCCUGUCUGAUCGCCAUUUUGACGUUUUCUGCUUUAUCAGAGGAGAAUAACACGGCACAUAUUAUCGGAUUAAUAUUUGUAGCACUACUGGUGAUAUUCUGGAUAUAUUCUACGAUAACUGAAUGUUGGUGCGCCCAUUUCGUCAAACGCUCUCAAGAGACCGGAUUUUCAAUAUCAGUGGCCCGUCCUAUAGGACCGGCUACCAUAUCCCUCAGUGAAAGAGAGGCACCUGCUUCGCCACCAGCACGACAGCUGCCACCGUUACGUCACACCUAUGGAGGAAGGAGAGAUCCACAAAAAUACGCUCAAUGA